Molecule: messenger RNA, 2059 nt
Organism: Vollenhovia emeryi
Lineage: Eukaryota; Metazoa; Arthropoda; Insecta; Hymenoptera; Formicidae
Product: cytochrome P450 9e2-like
Exons: 2
Coding region: 70-1605 (511 amino acids)
Molecular function (GO): oxidoreductase activity, acting on paired donors, with incorporation or reduction of molecular oxygen; iron ion binding; monooxygenase activity
Source: RefSeq, a predicted model, not a curated record
CUACACAGCGUCCGACGAAGUAUCUCGUUAAUCUGUUGUCUCCUUAGUCCGUUUUCUCAUCAUACCGCGAUGGUUUCGACAUUUGUGCUAUUACUGACUGCUCUGGGCGUCAUUGGUGUGGUGAAAAUUAUCUCUAUGUUGCAUCGGAUGUACUUUUACUGGAGGAAGAAGGGUAUGCCUUACAUGCCAAACUCACUGUCGUCCUUUAUAGUGUCUUCGGAAGUGUUUUUGGGCCGCAUUUCUUUCGCCGAUUAUAAUCAAUACAUAUACAAUUACUUCCCAAAUGCUAAAUAUUUUGGGACCAAUAAUUUUGGUACUCCUACCAUACUUAUACGUGAUCCCGAGCUGAUUAAAGACGUAAUUGUGAAGGAUUUUGAACACUUCCCGGAUCAUCUCUCUUUCAUUGAUGAAAGCGUAGAACCGCUGUUCGGUAAGAACGUCUUCUCCUUGCGCGGAGACCGUUGGAAAGAAAUGAGGAAUACACUAAGUCCCUCUUUCACUGCCAGCAAAAUGAAAUUCAUGUUUGAACUAAUAUCGAAGUGUUCUCACGACUUUGUCACUUAUCUGGUCGACCAUCCGGAGCUCUGUCAUACGAUCGAAACGAAGGAGGCCUUUAGACGAUACACCAACGAUGCAAUUGCUACAACAGCUUUUGGCAUAAGUGUGAAUUCCAUGAAGGAUAAAGACAAUGAAUUCUACACAAGAGGAAUAGAGGCUACCACUUUCUUCAAUGGACUUUUAACGACCGUUAAGCUUAUUGCUUUACGCGCAACUCCGUGGCUCUCUAAAUUAAUGGGUGUAUCUCUAUUCCCGCCGGGUACGUACAAAUUUUUCAAACAGGUCGUUGGGGAAACGAUUAAAGCGCGAGAAGAGCAAGAUAUCGUCCGACCGGAUAUGAUUCAUUUGCUAAUGCAGGCUCGAGACAAGGACAGUGCCAGCGUACCGAAAAUGACAUUAGACGACAUCGUUUCGCAAGCAUUCUCGUUUUUCUUCGCUGGCUUCGACACCUCGUCGACAUUGAUGUGUUUCCUUGCUCACGAACUGGCGGUUAAUCAAGAGGUUCAGAAUCGCUUACGCGAAGAAGUACAGCAGCAUCUUAUCGAAGGCAACGGUGAGAUUUCUUACGAAGCGCUGUCCAAGAUGUCUUACAUGGAUAUGGUGGUUUCCGAGACUCUCAGAAAAUAUCCACCAUCGAUCGCUACCGACAGACUUUGCUCGAAGAGAUAUGAGCUCCCUCCGUCGCAGCCAGGCUGCAAAAAUAUAAUCGUCGAACCUGACCAUAUACUUAUGAUUCCCAUUUACGGUUUACAUCGCGACCCGAAAUAUUUUCCGAAUCCGGAUAAAUUCGAUCCCGAAAGAUUCAGCGAGGAGAACAAGGACAGGAUUGUACCAUACACUUAUCUGCCAUUCGGUCACGGGCCUAGAAAGUGUAUCGGCAAUCGAUUCGUUCUUAUGGAGACAAAGAUCCUGAUAGUCCAUCUUUUACAAAGGUUUACUUUGAAGACCGUAGAAAAAACCAUGGAACCAGUUAUAUAUUCUAAAAAGGAAUUUACUUUGAUACCUGUUGGCGGAUUCUGGAUUGGUCUGGAGAAGAUAGAAACGUGAAAUAUCGAGUGCAAAGAACACAAUUCUACGAUAUACUUAUAUUUGUAAAAAUAUUAUCGCCUGUUCAACUUUAAGUAUUCAAUUUGUUUGAAAGACACUUGAAGAACACAAUAGAAUUAUUUGCAAUCUGCGUAUUGCUUUAUGUUUGACUACACAAUCAACAUGAUUAACUUUUUACUGGAAAAGAAUGAAAAACCCGAUAAAUAUUGUUACUUAUCUAGAUUCAUGAGUGUAUUCCGUUUACACAUCAUUUUUAAUGACUAAUGUAACUUCCACUUGUCGACCUGUGGCAUGGCAGAAAUAAUAGAAUAGAAUUUAUAUGCUUAAUUCUUUAUACAUAUAAGAACACAUAUUUUGUCGUGCGAAUAGUAUAACAUUUGUUUAUUUUAGAGACAGUAUUUUUUUAUACAUUAAAAUAUAUUAAACACAUAAAGUGAAUUAAGAGGGAAAGCGA